AUGGAUAGCUUAAAGUACCGAUCAAAUGCUGUAUUAAUUUGCCGAGUAUUUAGUCAAGCUAUCAGAAACUAUUCUCAGAAAUCGGGCAAAAAGGACUUGACCAAAGGGUUUGUCAGACAUAAACUGAAAAAUGAUCUUGUGGGGACCAAAAAACAUGUUAAGACGGGCAAGAGCUCUUCAGAUAACAAUGAGGUGUUCCACUAUGGUAGUUUUGGAGGGCUCAAGGAAAUAGAUCCUUCUGAAAAUCAGAAAACAAUAGGAGCUCUGAAAAAAAUCACUGAAUUCGAACAACUGAAGAUCUUACCAGAGGUACGAAGUGCAUUGCAACAAGUUAUCGCAGACGAAUCCAUUGCCGUACGAAAAUCAAAAAGCGAACCUUUGGAUGUAAGGCCUUCCCCAAUUCAGGUUGCUGUCGCCCAGAGACUGUCCCGGACACUAAUGGACAAACAGCUUCAGAUCACUACAAUAGCAGCAGAAACGGGCUCGGGAAAAACCAUGGCGUACUUGGUGCCUCUAUUCGAUUACCUCAAGCGCGUCGAGCAGGAAACGCCUGAAAACUGGGAUCUCAUCAAGGACAAAGCCAUCGUCCGAUCCGUUAUUCUGGUACCCACGCACGAGCUCGUCGAGCAGGUUUACAGGACCGUAAGUCGCAGUGCUGAAAAACUGGGACUCAACGCAUUUCGCUGGAAUAUGAACACAUCUUACAGUGACUUUAUAGACGCUGUCAAAAACCGCAUAGAUGUCAUGGUCACGACGCCGGGGAAAAUUCUGAACAUGUUCAAAGUUCGGAUCAUCAAUAGGCCCGAUCGACUACUGUCGGGGGUCAAAUUUGCAGUAUUAGACGAAGCCGACACGCUAAUGGAUAGAUCGUGGCUCGAAGAAACCCACUGCGCAAUCCAGACGUUCCCAAACGUAAAUCACUUAAUGUUUUGCUCCGCUACGAUUCCGAACGAAUUCAGCAAGACCAUGGAACGGCUCUUCCCAACUCGCAAGUCAAUAACAACCCCCAAGCUGCACAAAAUAUCGCAAAAAAUUGAUUUCAAACUGGUCGACGCAAGUCUCAACCCUUACAAGGGUUCCAAAAUGAAGGUAUUGGCUCAGAUUCUUUAUGCGAUUAUGAAGGACGGUACGGAAGAAGGGUUCGAAAAGCGAUGCGUAGUUUUCGUUAACGAGAAAAAGGACGCCAAGAAAGUGGAAGAACAAUUGAGCGCCAAAUAUGGCCACGAUUGCGUUAGCUUGACGGGUGAAGACACCGUGGAAGAACGGCUGGAAAAGAUAGAAGUUUUUGUGAGACCUGCGAGGCCUCUAGAGUCUCUCGAGCCUAAGACGACACUUGCAGAGCCCUCUAACGAAAAGGAAGUGUUUUUGCCCAACUCGAACAUAAGAAUGAAUAACACGAAACCAGCCUCUAGUAGCCCUAGGAAGGUUUCUCUCAAAAUUUUGGUGACAACUGAUCUCAUGGCAAGAGGAUUAAACUUUCAUGGCAUUAGAAACAUUAUCCUUUACGACGUGCCCAAAACAUCGAUUGAUUUAGUCCAUAGGGCAGGAAGGACCGGCAGAAUGAUGCAAGGCGGUAGGGUCUUUAUGAUCACGGACAAAAAAACCAAAUCUUGGGCGAAGGCGAUACCGAAAAUCGUUAGGAAUAAUAAAGCUUUAUCAUAA
Messenger RNA from Lachancea meyersii CBS 8951, 1662 nucleotides. The record is from the annotation of a GenBank genome assembly. NCBI's taxonomy places the organism in Eukaryota, Fungi, Ascomycota, Saccharomycetes, Saccharomycetales, Saccharomycetaceae.